AUGUCAACACAACCCCCCAACCACCGAGAGAACCUCAUGGGAGCAAGCUCGAUGAACAUGGCUGCUGCACAGUCGACCAAGGCCAAGCCGGCCUCCAAGGCCAGCAGCAAUGCCAACUCCAAGCAAAAGUCCCAGAUGCAUCGCCGCUCAAGAACAGCUAACACUGGUUGCCCUGGAGGUUGCUACACAUGCAGACUCAGGAGGAAGAAGUGCGACGAGGGUUCGCCCAUGUGCACUGCCUGCAAACACCUGGGUCUCGUAUGCGAGUACAAGCGGCCGAUGUGGUGGAGCAACAACGAUGCGCGGAGGAAACACAAGGACGACAUCAAGGUCAUCAUCAAGCGCAAGAAGCUUUCUGAGAAGGCUUCGAACGCCAUCCAGACCCCUCUGCCUUCACCGCCAGGUCUUUCGCACUCUCUGCCCACCUCUGCGACGUUCUCAGACCCCUUGGACCGGACGAGAUCUGCCUCGAUCGACUCGCACUUCGCCUUCAACUUCAACAGCCCGCCGACAACCUCAGAGUAUGGCGCAUUCACUCCGCAGAUGCACCCCGACUUUAUGUUUUCUGGGCUCUCUCCCUACGAAGUCGACAUCAAGACCGAGAGGCAGAUGUUUGUCAACGACGUCCCGACCAUUCGCGAGUCUACCACCUCGACCUUCAGCACCUACCACACGCCGCCUCCGCCCGGCACCGUUCUCCCCUCGUUCCCCAUCGAUGGCGAGUGGACCGAGCAGGUCUACUCUGAGCGCCGCGAGUCGCUGACCGAGGAGACGCUCAACGUCAACUUCUUUGACUUCUCCCAUGGCCCUUCGGGCGACUCUAGGCAAGUUGAGAUCGAGCUGGACGAGGGUGACCAGCGACUUCUGGAUCACUUCAUCCAAUAUGUUCUCCCCACGCUCUUCCCCAUCCUGGAGACCAACCAGCACGGCUCAGUCACCUCGGACCUCAUCCUGCCCGCCCUGCAGACCAACAAGGGUUAUCUGCACUGCUGCCUGAGUAUCGCUGCCCAGCACUACAAGGACGCCAUGGGCAUCCAGACCGAGGAGAUCGAUAGCGACAUCAUGCGACACCGCUAUGCCACCAUCUCUGCGCUCUGCGACGCUCUGAACCGCGACGAGAACCACCAGCAGAUCCUCGAGGCGGCUCUCGGCCUCAUCUUCUUCCAGUGCUGCGUCGGCCGCUUCGACGAUGCCCUCCCCGACAUCCCCUGGCACCAGCACUUCCAGGCCGCCAUCUCUCUGGUGCAGAAGCUCGACCUGCCGCGCAUCGUCUCGGACCCCAACGACACCCUGGCCCAGCCGCCCUUCAACAUGACCCUGACCGCCUGGAUCGACAUCCUCGGCGCCACCAUGCUCGGCUGCGCCCCGACCUUCGCCCACACCUACCGCGACAAGCACCUCUCGCAGACCAACUCGUCGCUCGGCCUGCGCGAGCUCAUGGGCUGCGAGGACCGGGUCAUGUACCUCAUCUCGGAGAUCGCCUGCCUCGAGGCGCUCAAGAAGGACGGCAUGGACGACAUGGUCCUCUGCGAGCACGUGCGCGUCCUGGGCGAGCAGAUCGGCCUGACCGAGACGGCCGACUCGGCGCCCAAGAUGCCCUUCAACGCCAACGGCUCGCUGAGCCCCAAGCAGCUGAGCAAGAACAUGACGGCCGCCUUCCGCCUCGCCGCGCGCAUCUACCUCUGCUCCCUGGUGCCCGGCUUCCACCCCUCGCAGGCCAGCUGCAUGGGCCUCGUCGAGAAGCUGGCGGGCCUCCUGCAGUACAUCCCGUCGGGCCCGGGCGGCUUCGACCGCUCCCUCGUCUGGGUGUAUCUUGUUGGCGGGUCCGUGUCGACCGCGGGCUCGCCCUUCCGCGCCUUGUUCGAGGACCGCAUCGCCCAGCUCGGCGAGCUGGCCAACAUUGGCUCCUUUGGCCGCGCCGUCUCCCUCCUGCGCGACGUGUGGAUCCAGGCCGACAGCGGCAUGCCGUCGCCCGUCGUCGGCGGCGUCGUCGCCCCGGAGGUCCAGACUCCUCAGCAGUACGUCCACUGGCGGGACGUGAUGCAGAUGAGGGGUUGGGACUUCCUGCUCAUUUGA
Messenger RNA from Thyridium curvatum, 2076 nucleotides. RefSeq lists its product as uncharacterized. Gene Ontology annotation, molecular function: transcription cis-regulatory region binding; zinc ion binding; DNA-binding transcription factor activity, RNA polymerase II-specific. Gene Ontology annotation, biological process: positive regulation of transcription by RNA polymerase II. Gene Ontology annotation, cellular component: nucleus. The transcript is spliced from 2 exons. The record is from RefSeq and is a predicted model, not a curated record. Bases 1 to 2076 code for a protein of 691 amino acids. NCBI's taxonomy places the organism in Eukaryota, Fungi, Ascomycota, Sordariomycetes, Thyridiales, Thyridiaceae.